AUCUCUAUCUGUUUGUCAUUUUUCUCCAUAUUACUUUCUAUCAACAGACAUUAUUCAACAGAUUUGACCUGAAUAAAGAGCAAUCGCACUUAUAGUAGCUAUGACUGUUGUUUCGUAAUUGCUAGAUGACUCAGUCGAUAGUAUGCGCAUGCGCGAACAGUCGAAUUGUCACGUGAUUCACUGACGACGAGCGGGAAAUUCGCAGUCGACUCUCAGGUGUUCGCGCGUGUGGUUGCGUGGUCUUUGCUCUCAAAGAAACUAACAAAAUGGCUGAUACCACUGAGGCUAAGACCGUCGAGGAGACCACCAAGGUCGCGGAAGAGACCAAGCCCGAGGAGACUCCCAAGGAGGCAGAAGUGGAAGAGAAGAAGGAGGAGACCAAGGAGGGAGAGGAGGAGAAGACCGAGGAAGCUGAGAAAGUGGAGAACGGUGAUGCUGUCACCGAGUCCAAUGGAAAGACCGAGGAGCAGGGAGAGAAAAGGAAGUCAACUGGUGGAGAUGGGGACACUAAGAAGGAAGACAGCCCAGUCAAAAAGCCCAAGCUUGAUGAGGUGGCAACAGAAGAAAGUGAGAAGGUGGCAGAGGCGGCUGCCUAAGUUUUUUGUAUCAUAGGGAACAUGUGUGCGAUUUAUUCUGGAAGGCCAUUGGAAGCACCAGGAAGCUAGAUGUGUAAGCACCCAAUUAGAGCUGUGCAAUCUGGGUGAACCGAGCUAAGUACCAUCCAUGAUGAGUAUUUAUUUUGUACAUUGUCAUUGUUCCAGUUGUAUGUUCAUCCUACAUGUCUUGUCAUCCUGGUCCAUCUGCAUCUAACACACAGCUUUCAUGUGGAGACUGUCAUCAAGCAUUCCUAACAAUGAAUAAAACUUGUUAAAAUUUG
Messenger RNA from Amphibalanus amphitrite, 877 nucleotides. RefSeq names its product heavy metal-associated isoprenylated plant protein 7-like. The record is from RefSeq and is a predicted model, not a curated record. The coding region runs from base 267 to 596 and encodes 109 amino acids. The transcript has 3 exons. NCBI's taxonomy places the organism in Eukaryota, Metazoa, Arthropoda, Thecostraca, Balanomorpha, Balanidae.